This is a messenger RNA of Lathyrus sativus (Indian pea), 792 nucleotides long. NCBI's taxonomy places the organism in Eukaryota, Viridiplantae, Streptophyta, Magnoliopsida, Fabales, Fabaceae. The record is from the annotation of a GenBank genome assembly.
AUGAUGGCUGGCUACAUUAUCAGAAGAGCAUUCUCAUGCCGUAAUUUGUUUCGCAUACCAACAUCUGCUCUACAUGUUUGUGAAAAUUCCCCUGUUAAACUUUGUAUAUCUGAUGCUAGCACUAGAGUCUUUACUCUUCCAACUGUGCCCAGUUUUAUCAGUGAAAGUCGCAGAUCCUUUGCCAAAGGCCGAAAGUCGAGGGAUGAAGGGGGUGUUAGUACAGUUGAGGUUCCAUCAAACAACGGCCCUACUAUUAAGGCUUCUGCUGCCUCACAGAUGGAGUCUGCAAUGGCCGCAUUAUCCGUUGAACUAAGCAAACUACGAACAGGAAGAGCAUCGGCUGGAAUGCUUGAUCACAUUAUUGUAGAAACUGGUGGUGUCAAGAUGCCUUUGAAUCGGAUUGCUCUUGUUUCAGUACUAGAUCAAAAAACCUUAUCUGUUAAUCCUUAUGAUCCAGAGACACUUAAACAAUUAGAGAACGCCAUUGUUUCAUCUCCGUUGGGAUUAAAUCCUAAAACAGAUGGUGAAAGAUUGAUUGCUGUCAUUCCACCAUUGACCAAAGAGCACGUGCAGGCUAUGAAUAAGUUGGUGACUAAAUCUUGUGAGGAUACUCGACAAAGCAUUAGGAGAGCUCGACAAAAGGCAAUGGAUGUCAUUAAGAAACUGAACUCCAGUCUUCCCAAGGAUGACAUAAAAAGAUUGGAGAAAGAAGUUGAUGACUUGACAAAAAAAUAUAUCAAGACUGCGGAAGAUAUAUGCAAGGCAAAGGAGAAGGAAAUUAGUCAAGGUUGA